AUUGGCGCAGGUGAUCCGUCUGAGGAUGCGAGAGGAGAGCGGAGGAGAGGGGAAGAGAGAGGGGAAAGCGCCGAUGGAAAAGUGUCCAGGGCUCGGUUAACAAGAAAACAGGAUACCGGCCCUCUUCAGUUCGUCCUGGGACCCUCGGAGAUGAGAGAUUAACCGAAAGGGGCACUUUGAGAUAUGAUGAGGUUUAUUUCUGGCCGGCAAUAGUACUAUGAUUUGGUAUGUGGCCACUUUGAUAGCAAGUGUAUUCAGCACCCGAGGAACGGCUGCUCAAGGUGCCCACGGAGUGCGAGAGGAGCCACAGUUUGUGACGGCCCGUGCGGGAGAGAACGUCAUCCUGGGAUGCGACGUGUCCCACCCCCUGAACGGCCAGCCCUACGUGGUGGAGUGGUUCAAGUAUGGAAUGCCCAUCCCCUUCUUCAUCAACUUUCGCUUCUACCCUCCUCACGUGGACCCAGAGUACGCCGGCCGGGCCAGUCUGCACGGCAAGUCCUCCCUGAGGAUAGAGAAUGUGCGAUCAGACGACCAGGGCUGGUAUGAGUGCAAGGUGCUGAUGCUGGAGCAGCAGUACGACACCUUCCACAAUGGCAGCUGGGUGCAUCUGACCGUCAACGCUCCCCCCACGUUCACGGAUACGCCACCUCAGUAUGUCGAAGCCAAGGAGGGGGGCAGCAUCACUUUGACGUGCACGGCCUUCGGCAACCCCAGACCCUCGGUCAGCUGGCUGCGGGAAGGCAGCCUCAUGAUCAGCAGUGCCAAGUACAAGGUGUCUGAUGGGAGUUUGACGGUGCUGUCCAUCACCAGGGAGGACCGUGGGGCCUACACGUGUCGAGGCUUCAGCCCCCAGGGAGAGGUCAUUCACACCACACGGCUGCUGGUACAAGGCCCUCCGUUCAUUAUAUCGCCACCUGAGAACAUCACAGUGAACAUCUCGCAGGAUGCCUUCUUCACCUGCCAGGCGGAGGCCUACCCUCGCAACCUGACCUACACCUGGUUCUGGGAAGAGGACAACGUCUUCUUCAAGAAUGACCUAAAGCGCAGAGUCAGUAUUCUUAUUGACGGUUCUCUCAUCAUUGCCCAAGUCAAGCCGGAGGAUGCUGGGAAAUAUACCUGUGCUCCCAGCAACAGCCUGGGCCAACCACCGACUGCCUCUGCCUACAUUACAGUGCAAUAUCCUGCCCGUGUGGUGAACAUGCCAUCCGUCAUCUACGUCGCCAUUGGUCUGCCUGGCUUUAUCCGCUGUCCCAUAGAUGCCAACCCCCCUGUAACUCUGGUUAAGUGGAAGAAAGAUGGCCUCCCUCUGCGGAUUGAUAAGUACCCUGGCUGGAGCCAAAAGGAGGAUGGGAGCAUCCGUGUGGCAGAGGUGACGGAGGACUCUCUCGGCACCUACACCUGCAUGCCUUACAAUGCCCUGGGAUCCAUGGGAUGGUCCCCUCCUGCUCCCCUGGUGCUAAAGGACCCUCCCAAAUUCUCAGUGGUUCCUGGUGGGGAGUACAGGCAGGAGGCUGGCAGAGAACUGGUCAUUCCCUGUGAGGCAGAGGGAGACCCCUUUCCCAACAUCACAUGGAGGAAGGUGGGGAAGCCCAGCAAAAGCAAGCACAAUGUUCUGCCCCGAGGCAGCCUACAGUUCAAGUCUCUCACAAAGGACGACCACGGGGAGUGGGAGUGUGUCGCCACCAACGUUGCCACGAGCAUCACUGCCAGCACGCACGUCCAAGUUAUAGGCACAAGCCCCCACGCCCCCACCAACAUCCACGUGGCGGUGUCCUCCACCUGGGCCAACGUGUCCUGGGAGGUGGGAUAUGACGGAGGCUUCCAGCAGACAUUUUCAGUCUGGUAUGGCUAUGUGCUGAAGAGGGAGCGGUUAGGUCCACACGACUGGCUUUCAAUACCCGUGGCCGGAGGCCACGACUGGAUGGUGGUGCCCAGCUUGGAGCCAGAGACAACGUACCAGUUCAGCAUCCUAGCCCAAAACAAGCUUGGCACAGGCCCUUUCAGCGAGGUUGUCACUGUUAACACACCAGUAUUUCCCAUAAGUACCCCCGAACCAUUGGUGCUGCUUACCCCACCACGGUGCCUCACAGCCAAUCGCACCCAGCAGGGAGUCCUGCUCACCUGGAUCCUGCCUGCCAAUCAUACAGCACCCAUCCAGCAUUACGUCAUGGAGUUCCGCCUUGGGGAGCGGUGGGAAGUCUUGGACGACAGCAUUCCUGCUGGGGAGACGGACUUGCUCGCCCGAGACCUGAUCCAGGAGGCUUGGUACGAGUUCCGCGUCAUGGCCGUCAUGGACGACACCAUCAGCGAGCCCAGCAACGUAGUAGGAGUGUCCAGCACAGACUUCUUCCCUCCUCCGGAGAUGGUGGAGGAACGUGGACUGGCACGGCCCGUCGUGGCCGGCAUCGUGGCCACCAUUUGUUUCCUGGCAGCAGCUGUGCUAUUCAGCACGAUGGCGGCCUGUUUCGUCAACAAGCAGCGCAGGAGGAAGCUUAAGAAGAAAAGAGACCCCCCUCUCUCCAUAACCCACUGCAGAAAAAGCAUGGAAACUCCGAGUCCACUUAGCCUCAUUCCCAGCAUUGAACCCUACUGGGAGGGGGUGGACGCAGGCAGGUACAGGCCCCGACCCUCCAGUCCUCAGUCAUCGUCAGGAAAGGUGAGCCCAGAGAGCAUGCGUUCAAAGGCAUCCCUGUCAGAGUCAUCUGAAGAUGGUCAUGAGCAGCAGGGGACGAAACCCCCCCCAAGUCCGGGGAGGAGGGAGGAGUUGUCUUUAUACAAGAAGACUAAAAGAGCAAUAACGAGCAAGAAAUACGGCAUCUCCAAGCAUGAAGCAGAAGCAACAACACCAAUUGAACUUAUCUGCCGAGGCCCAGAUGGACGCUUUGUCAUAGAUUCCACUGACCCAGAAAUGUCUGUUAAGCCCCGGCGGAUUGUGGGCUUUCCCUUUGUGGAAGAGUCAGACCUCUAUCCUGAAUUCCGUCAGUCAGACGAAGAGAAUGACGAUCCCAGGCCUCUGCCCCCAGUUAUGGCACCACUUCGGCCUCACCAGUUUUCCCCGAUCUCCAGUCAGGAAUCCUACCUGCAACCUCCAGCUUACAGCCCUCGUUUCCAGAGGCCCUUCGAAGGUAUGACCAUCAUGGAGAGCAGUCGGCUCCAGGCCACUGGGCAGAUCAGAGGUUCUCUCCACCACAGAGCGUUCUAUGGCUACCUAGGCCCCCCUGGGGAUCAUGAUCCCCCACCUCCUUUUUACAUGCCUGAUACUAGCCCUCUCAGCUCAGUCAUGUCCUCCCCUCCAUACCUUGCUGAAGGUCCUUUCGGUCACCCUAUGAUUCCUGAAGAAAUGGGGGAGGGGGACUUCCCACAAUAUGCUGUCCCUGGUUUCCCACUUCCUCUGACACUCGCCUCUUCCUCUCGUUCCCCGGAGAUUUGGCAAGGACUGGAUUUUACCUUUGCAAGUCUGGAGGGGCCCCAAUUCAUUUUUCCGCCCCAUCACCCUUUGCAUCUCCGCCACGACUCACCCUAUCCUCCUGCCCCUCAUGUUCUUCCCCUGAGUGCUUUCCAUCCGUCCUCUCUUCCAAUGCCUACUUAUCCAGCUGUCCUGCCACUGGGGGUCCAAAAGAGCCGCUCAAGCAAGUCUCCAAGCAAGGCCAGGCUUCGUGGCUCUCCAGCCAAGCAUUUUGCUAUGCAAGAGGCACAUUUAGGGCACCUAAGACACACAAGCCACGGUAUUGGUGUGCCGGUUUUUCCUUACACCGAUCAAAUGGCACAUAUUGUCCCUAGCACAUUCAGUAGCUUGGACACACGUUGGUUUGAAACCACUCCUCGUUUCAGUCCCAGGCAGGCUCGUAGGAUGGAUUCUGGCAUGCAUCAGGUGGUUCUCCAGCCCUCCCGACUCUCACCCCUUACCCAAAGCCCACUUAGUUCUCACAAUGGCUCCCCAGAGAUUGUAGUACGCCCCAGACCACGUCCCAGCAUUGUCCAACCACACGUUCCCCCAGAGAUGUCUGAGAUUACGCUCCUCCCUCCUUCCACAGCCAGCUUCUCAAGGAGAUCUACCCCCUCCCCCUUACCUGCUCAAGGCAAGGUUAGCAGGAGAGCAAGUCCCAGCUACCGUUCCCACAUGGCCUUUGCCACGUCUGCAACCAGCUACCCAGCUUCCCAGUCCCCGUCACCCCCCAUGGAAAGCAGCAACAUUUUUGGGCAGAUGCCAUCUCAGAGGAGGACUGAGGAGGGGAUCCUUCCAUCUGAGCCCUCUCCAGCCCAGUUGUCAGCUUCAGGAAAACAUCGAGGUGCGCCGAGUGCCCUUUCGGGGUCUGAGAGGAUUGAUGCACUGAGAUACCAACGUAUUAAGAAGGCCAAGAAGAUGAUGAUGAACAACAAUAACUCCAAGUCCAGAAAGAAAGCAGGUGUCACCACCUCUCAGACCCAGCAGGCCUACACCUCUCAGGUACACCAGCCCGAAGAAGCUCUCUACUUCCGCAAGAAGAAGAAGCGGCCCAUCCUCAACGACCCUUACACGCGCUUUUCUGCUCUGCUGUACCGCCGCCCACCCCGAGAGGACCAGAAGGCUAUUCUGGCCAGCAUGGACAACAUAGACCUGGACCACGCCACGCUCCUCUGAAAGCCCUUAAUAUCAAGGUUACAAUCAUGCAAUAUGCCCUCAUUCCAAGAACAACACUUGCAACAUACCAUACAGUAAAUACAAACAAGAUGUUUGCAAUGUAUUGUCUACAAAUGGGGUGAGCACUACAUUUCAGUUCUCAGAUUUAGUACAAAUCUAUCGCUCAGUUCAAUCUGCACUAGCAAGCAUUCUGGCAUGUUCCAUCUGUGCGGACAGUACAGUGAUGAGUGAUUGUGCGCACACAAAAGUGCAUUGGUACUUUUAAAGUUAAAAAAAAGAUCUUUGUGCGCUAAAAUCUAGAGGGAGUCCCUUCAAAUAUACAUUUCAAAUGAAAACGACAGCUUUUCACAAGUUUUACUCCAGUGCAAAAAGAUCAAUUCAAAAAGUAGCGAUACAUUCAUGCAAACCAAACCAAACCAGUUUUCCCUCGUCAGUGUUACAGUUUCAUUUUUAAAUCCAGACUUAGAUCAUGGUUCUUUUUUUUUUGACCCCCGCAACAAAAAAACUAUCCUUGCAGGUCUCCGUUUACAGCCGCUUCAAGCAACGUCUCCUUUGUGGAGAGAAACCUGCCUCACAAAUGUGGACGUUCUCACUUCCUAACGAUUAUACCUCAGAGCACAGGGCACGAGACCACGUGACCACCAGAGCAGCCAGCAGAACAACCAAGCCUUUCUCCAUCUCUGUGUUCCACUGGCCUUCCUUACAGUAUAGUGACAUGUUAAAGCUCUGUUCCCUUCCGUUGUUUUUUUAGAUGUGAAUAGGUUGAGUUCAUUCAGUUCAUUUAGCUUGCAUGAGGAUGAUUUGGUCACAUCUUAACACAAAAUGACUUCACUCAGCCAACUGAAGGAAUUCUCUUGACUCUCACUAUAUUCCAUUUCUUUGUCAUUUAACAAGCACUUAACCGUACAUUUGCAUUCCACUCACUAAUGAUGAACCACUAAAGCGCUGAUUCAACUACUUUCAGUUACUCUAUAUAACUUCUCAUAUAUCAUGUAAUUGUUUGCACUGGAGCAAAACCUUCUCUAUUUUACUUCCAAUGUGUGUCUGCUUCUUUACAUCGCCAGUUCUUCUACUUUAGGAAGUGUAGAGGGUUCAGAAAUACCUAUAGUUAUGCCAAAAACAAUUAAAUUUAAAAAAAAAACGUACAUAGUGGAGGGUAAGAUUGUGUGCCAUAGUAUACUAUAGUAUUUUCUUCAUGCAUAUAAAGAGGGCAUGACAAACAGUAACUUUGUUUGGCCUUAAUUGAGCUUCUGGUUGGUUGCCUGCUUCACUUUUUAUUUAUAAUCAAUUCUUUUUAUAAUUCUAUUUGUUUGUGCGUGCUCUUUGUAUUCUGUCUCUUUAUGGGCUUGUCAUUCUCAAUGCUGAGGGUGAACUCACCCGUUAACAACUUGGUUUGUGAAAGUUUUACUUUCAGUUUGAAGCUUCCAGUACUGAGAUGAUUCAACUUUUCAAACUGACAUGAAAAUGUGGACACCUGGGGGCUGUUUUUCUUGGAUGAGUGUGGGAAGUGCCAUAACAUCAAAAAUGUAACUGUAUCACCCAUUGCACACGUUCAGCUCAUUCAUAUUUUAGAUUUAACAGAGAGAGGUUGUAUACUGUAACAGUUUUACUGCUGUUUUUUAAAUUGUGUUGUUAAAGGUGCUCAGAUUUUUCAGAAAUUGAAUUCAUAACAUAUCUCGGGUUUCUGUACUUCUGAAAUGUGUCCUGAGUAGCAUCGCUCAUAGUUAUGUUCGAGGAAUUUGUAAGCAUCUUUUUCUUUAAUUCUUUUGACUUUUGUCAACUACAUCAUAGUCCAAUUCUCCAUAAGUAAACACGGUUGCUUGAUUAAGAUAUUUCCACAAUGAAUGUCUGCAAAAUGAGAGUCGUGAAACUAUUAAAGAGAAGCUGACUUCUCAUCUAAUAUUAGAUAUUUUAAGUGCAGGAGAAGUGUAGAAAAGAUAUGAUAAAAUCUAUUUACAUAAAAUGAUCUCACAUACAACGGAAUCAAGUUAAUAAAGUCAUCAUGCACACACAUUGGGGUUAUUUUAUCAGUUACAAAAAAUGAGCAGUUUUAGUAAAGAAGCUAGUGCCUUUAUGAUGGAAUUAUGAUGUCUACAACAGUCGGAGCAUUUGGUGGCUAACAGAAAAGAAUGUGUCAAUAUAAUGCACUUAUUGUGGAAAUAACUUUUAUUUUAUUACAUCUAAUGUUGACAGGUCAUCGCAGGGCGCUGAGCGGUUGUAUCAAACACUUGUUGCUAAUGGUGCUAAGCGAGCCGCGUAUGUGCAACGCCAUACCGGUGAGUAUAUAUAUUAAUGAUUACAAAUGCCACUUCCAAGACCCGGUGUUAGAAGGCACUUGUUGGAGAAAUACGGUGGGAUUUAGAAAUCACUCCGAAUGGGGCCUCUUCCUCUAUAAAACCCUUUAUUUAUAGUAAAUCAACCAUGAUAUCGCAGGCACUUUACUGCAAACUGUUCCCCAAGACAAACAUUGCUGAAUUAUCUCAAAGCAGUCUCCUAUGAUUUUCUACCAAAGAUGGAACGUUUUAGGAUGGGAUCAAUACUAAUCCGGGGUUUAAAUCAUGGCUUUAAAACAAAAACAACAAAUGUUUUGUCUGUUCGUCAGCUUCUAUUGUACAUUCUGUACUGCACCAGCCUAUUCUUACAAUAUACACACCAAUAACAUUGCUUUUUUCUGGGUGAGGAAUUCACUUUGUAUCCCUAAAAUCGGUGGCACUCCUUCCACGUAACACUGACCCGACUGUUCCUGGUUCUAAUUACUGCAUCUUGGUAAGACUGGCAGAUGAGAAAAACACUGAAAGAUGUGGAGAAAAUACCUAAAUAUACAUUGUAUUAAUCAUGGAAAUGUGUAGAUACAAUGAAUCUAUAUAUUGUAAAAUGGAAAGAAAAAUAUAAUGAAUAGAAUAUUUUACUUAAAUUGCGCAAUAAUAUGCAUGCAAUCAAUCUGAAACAUAUACCCAUUCAUUUUUAUUUGAAUGUAUUAGUUAUUAUGUGGAUAUAUGGAAAUAAUCGAGGUAAGCAUCUACAUCCCCUCAAAUGCAAAGUAAAAAACGAACCCAUUUAAAGGCCUGAAAUGUGCAUAGUGAGGGUUCAGUGGGAUCAUUUUAACCCGGCUGAGCUCAGCGUAGAAGUACUGUAUACCUCUUAAUAUGCCACUGUGAAAUAUGUACAUAGUGUACAGUAUAGUGAAAGAUAUUACAUGGUAACAGUUGAAUGCUACUAACAACAAUGGGAGUUAAAGAAAUGAACCCCGGGAGUUUAUUUAAGUGCUGCUGAACAUGUUUGGGCUCAUUACAAAACUCUAAAUAAAUACAUUUUGAAUUCACUAAAAAAUGACGUCCCCAGUUAACAACUCACAUAAAGACAAUUUAUGUAGAUUUCUCAGAUGUUCAGUUAACAUAAUAAACAAGGCGCGGUCUAAUGGUCACUAUUGGUGUAUUCAGGAGAAAUCUAGGCACCAAUGGAAAGACUAGUAAAAUAAACAUGUGUGUAUAUUGGACUUUUUCUUCCCACUCGUCUGAAAAAAAGAAGCAAAAUAGAGCAAUAUGUGUAAAACAAUUGUAACUGGCAGUUUCUCCCCUUUAAAAAAGCAUCACGAUGCAACAAACAACAUACAUUUAGUGGAACAGCUAGAAUUGAUUUAAGAUAAUUUGGUAAUUGGAACGUGUAGAGUUGCUCCUUUACUACUUCUGUGAUGACAAUUAAUUUGAUUGAUAUUUUUAUAACACAUGCUAGGUGAAGAAAACCAAGUCCAGUCCAGUUGCGCAACUACAUUGUGACUUGUGUAAAGUCCAGUGCAUAGAUGUAAACUUCUAUGUGAAAUAUUAGGUUAGAAUGACGACGGACUACGUGCCGUAAUGAGGGGUUUCUUUGAGUCACGCAUGUGUACAGUAGCUUUGACAUUAGAGUGACGUGGACAGCAAUGUACUACUGCACACGACUCUUAAAUAGCUUACAAACAGUCAGGAUUAUUAAGAAUAUCUCAGUACUGUAUCUCUCUUGACUCCUGAACCAGACAUUGUGCUCUGGCUUCACAUCCUGUACCAUGCAUCUAGAGAGGGACUUCGGAGCAGGAAGGAUCUUUGGUGCAGCACAGGUUGUUCUGUUGUAGAUGCAUUGUAACCCGAUAGUCCCCCUUUAAUGCACCUCAUUGCAUCUUAUAUCUAAAACAUGCAACUAAUUGUUGUAAAUUUGACUUUAAUCAUCAUAUCACUGAGAUCCAUGGGAUUUCUGUAAAUAUAUUGACACUCACAGAGCUGACAUACUUACAAUGUUAUUGAUCUAAUAGCAUAAGUCACAAGUUUCAACGUCCUUCUGCACAGACUUGUAAAAUCAAUUGAUAACAAUAAAUUACCUGACAUUCACAAAAGGAUCAUGACCGUGAUCUAAUCUAAAUCUGAAAUGAUACAGCAGGAGAAUUGUUAUGAUGUAUCUUUCCUCCUCAUUUGAGGCGUCACAAAUUUGAGAUUUAACGACCACAAACAUUUUGUUACUCUUUGUAAAUAAUAUUUCAAAUAAGCUUUACUUGUCAUAUAUCUAUUUUUUGUAGAAGAAAAUAUGAUGCACAUUCAACCCUAUUUAAGACUCAGUGGGAACUGAGUACUAUCCCUCAGUGACACAAUAUAAAACGGUGCAACAGACCCAUCACUAUCUUCUAAAUGCUAGAAUUUAGUUCAAGAAUUUAAUACCAUAAAGGCAGGAAAUAUAAAUAGAUAUAAAUAUAUUGUCAUUGUACAAAAAUGGUUAUAUGAAUAUAUAUAUAUAUAUAUAUAUAUAUAUUUGUAUAUGUAUAUAUAUAUAUAUAUUAGGGGACAGUACUUGUUUUCAAGAAUGUAUAAGUCUAUAUUCUAUUAUUUUUAUAUCCAUUUGUUGCUCUUUAUUGUAGCAAAUACACAAAGUAGAGAAAAUGGGUCUCAGUUUUUUAGCUCGUGUGCAAAACAAAAGAGAAUGGUGCACCACCAACAUUGUCACUGUACUGUACAUCUGACGUGUGUCACACAGAGAAGGACACGGCAAACUAGCUAUCAGCAAUGUCCAUUUGGUGUGAAUAGAAAAUGUAAUUGUUGUAUAUGUGUGGGCCACCUUACCUUUACUACCUAACUAUAUACAUAUAUUUUCCACCAGGUUAGCUUCUGUGUUUACACCUGUAUGUUUUUUUUGUUUUACUUGGACUGAAAGAACGGCGAGACUCUCUUUCCCGACUAUGGUGCUCCUUUGCGCCGUGUACCACAGCAGAGCA
This is a messenger RNA of Pungitius pungitius (ninespine stickleback), 9857 nucleotides long. RefSeq names its product protein turtle homolog B-like. Gene Ontology annotation, biological process: cell-cell adhesion. The record is from RefSeq and is a predicted model, not a curated record. Gene Ontology annotation, molecular function: protein binding. The transcript has 21 exons. NCBI's taxonomy places the organism in Eukaryota, Metazoa, Chordata, Actinopteri, Perciformes, Gasterosteidae. The coding region runs from base 218 to 4621 and encodes 1467 amino acids.